Molecule: messenger RNA, 3093 nt
Organism: Suncus etruscus (white-toothed pygmy shrew)
Lineage: Eukaryota; Metazoa; Chordata; Mammalia; Eulipotyphla; Soricidae
Gene: DLG4
Product: discs large MAGUK scaffold protein 4
Exons: 20
Coding region: 178-2451 (757 amino acids)
Biological process (GO): postsynaptic neurotransmitter receptor diffusion trapping; chemical synaptic transmission; AMPA glutamate receptor clustering
Cellular component (GO): neuron projection; neuromuscular junction; postsynaptic density membrane
Molecular function (GO): kinase binding
Source: RefSeq, a predicted model, not a curated record
GCUCGCCUCCCUUCCCUUCCACAACCCCCUCUUCUCCCCUCUCACCCCUCCCCCCAUCCUGGCCCCCCUGCCAAAGUGGGGUGCGGAGGGGGGAGGGGGGAGAGCCCACUGAGGGGAGGAAGGGAACUCCGAUGAAGUCAGAGCCCCCUGCCCGCCACCGCUGCCAGGCCCCCCAACAUGGACUGUCUCUGUAUAGUGACAACCAAGAAAUACCGCUACCAAGAUGAAGACACGCCCCCCCUGGAGCACAGCCCGGCCCAUCUCCCCAACCAGGUAAACGCCCCUGAGCUGAUGCACGUGGCGGAGAGGAACUUGCCCCACCUUGAGGCGGCCCACGGGGUCCUGGGCCACGCCCACCUGUCCCCCAUCAAGGCCAAUUCACCCCCUGUGAUUGUCAAUACAGAUACCCUAGAAGCCCCAGGAUAUGAGUUGCAGGUGAAUGGAACAGAGGGGGAAAUGGAAUACGAAGAGAUCACGUUGGAAAGGGGUAACUCAGGCCUGGGCUUCAGCAUCGCAGGUGGCACUGACAACCCACACAUCGGUGAUGACCCAUCCAUUUUCAUUACCAAGAUCAUUCCUGGAGGGGCUGCAGCCCAGGAUGGCCGCCUUAGAGUCAAUGAUAGCAUCUUGUUUGUAAAUGAAGUGGAUGUGAGGGAGGUGACUCACUCAGCUGCAGUGGAGGCCCUCAAGGAAGCAGGCUCCAUAGUCCGCCUCUACGUCAUGCGCCGGAAGCCCCCAGCUGAGAAACUCAUGGAAAUCAAACUCAUCAAGGGACCAAAAGGUCUUGGCUUUAGCAUCGCAGGGGGUGUUGGGAACCAGCAUAUACCAGGAGAUAAUAGCAUCUAUGUGACAAAAAUCAUUGAAGGGGGUGCAGCUCACAAGGAUGGGAGGUUGCAGAUUGGAGACAAAAUCCUGGCGGUCAACAGUGUGGGACUGGAGGAUGUCAUGCAUGAAGAUGCUGUAGCAGCCUUGAAGAACACAUACGACGUUGUGUACCUAAAGGUGGCCAAGCCCAGUAAUGCCUACUUGAGUGACAGCUAUGCUCCUCCAGACAUCACAACCUCUUAUUCCCAGCACCUGGACAACGAGAUCAGUCACAGCAGCUACCUGGGCACCGAUUACCCCACAGCCAUGACCCCCACUUCCCCUCGGCGCUACUCCCCAGUGGCCAAGGAUCUCCUGGGCGAGGAAGACAUUCCUCGAGAGCCGAGGCGGAUCGUGAUCCACCGUGGCUCUACGGGCCUGGGUUUCAACAUUGUGGGUGGCGAAGAUGGCGAGGGCAUCUUCAUCUCCUUUAUCCUGGCUGGGGGCCCUGCAGACCUCAGCGGAGAGCUGCGGAAGGGGGACCAGAUCCUCUCGGUCAAUGGCGUUGACCUUCGUAAUGCGAGCCACGAACAGGCUGCCAUUGCCCUUAAGAAUGCGGGUCAGACUGUUACAAUCAUCGCUCAGUAUAAACCAGAAGAGUACAGCCGAUUUGAGGCCAAGAUCCAUGACCUCCGGGAACAGCUCAUGAACAGUAGCCUGGGCUCAGGGACAGCCUCCUUGCGAAGCAACCCCAAAAGGGGUUUCUAUAUCAGGGCCCUGUUUGAUUAUGACAAAACCAAGGACUGCGGUUUCCUGAGCCAGGCUUUGAGCUUCCACUUUGGGGAUGUGCUGCAUGUAAUCGACGCCAGUGAUGAGGAGUGGUGGCAGGCGCGGCGGGUCCAUUCCGACAGUGAGACCGAUGACAUUGGCUUUAUCCCCAGCAAACGGCGGGUUGAGCGACGAGAGUGGUCAAGGUUAAAGGCCAAGGAUUGGGGCUCCAGCUCUGGAUCACAGGGUCGAGAAGACUCUGUGCUGAGCUACGAGACAGUGACGCAGAUGGAAGUGCACUACGCUCGCCCCAUCAUCAUCCUUGGGCCCACCAAGGACCGUGCCAAUGAUGAUCUGCUCUCUGAGUUCCCCGACAAGUUUGGAUCCUGCGUUCCUCAUACGACACGGCCCAAGCGGGAGUAUGAGAUAGAUGGCCGGGAUUACCACUUUGUGUCGUCCCGGGAGAAAAUGGAGAAGGACAUUCAAGCUCACAAGUUCAUUGAGGCCGGCCAGUACAACAGCCACCUAUAUGGAACCAGCGUUCAGUCCGUGCGAGAGGUGGCUGAGCAGGGGAAGCACUGCAUCCUCGAUGUCUCAGCCAAUGCUGUGCGGCGGCUGCAGGCGGCCCACCUGCACCCUAUCGCCAUCUUCAUCCGCCCCCGCUCCCUGGAAAAUGUGCUAGAGAUCAAUAAGCGGAUCACAGAGGAGCAAGCCCGCAAAGCCUUCGACAGAGCCACCAAGCUGGAGCAGGAAUUCACAGAGUGCUUCUCAGCCAUCGUGGAGGGCGACAGCUUUGAGGAAAUCUACCAUAAGGUGAAGCGCGUCAUCGAGGACCUCUCAGGCCCCUACAUUUGGGUCCCAGCCCGAGAGAGACUCUGAUUCCUGCCCUGGCUUGGCCUGGACUUGCCCUGCAUCCAUCGCCUAGGCCCCGUGGUGUGGACUCAGUCGCCCAAGCCCUUCACACGCCCUUGCUCCGCCACCUCCCUCCACCCUUCUUAUUUAUUUCCUUUCUAACUGGAUCCAGCCCACCGGAGGGGGGAACGCUCCUCUGCAUGUAUCUCCACACCCCAGAACUGGGCACCUCAACCCCAGGAUUCUGGGGCCUGGUGGGGGGCCAGGCUCCGGUUCUGAGCCCUUGUUCCUUAGGAUCCCUCCACUCUGCCUGCCCCCAAUGCACACACAAGCCCACUGGGGGCCACCUGCCCUCCUCCAUUCCUCCCACACACAUUCCAGAAGUCGGGGCCCAAAUCGCAGAGCAGCCCUGGUGCGCCCUGCAGGGACGCUGGCCUGCAGCUGCUCUCCUGAGGAAGGGUCUGGUAUCACCCCUGCCCCAUCAUAACUUCCUCUUUCCCUUGAUUUCUCAUUUAAUUUUUUCAAUUUUUUUCUUCUCAGAGGUGGUUUUGGGGGGUCUAGUGGGGGACUCCACUGUGGGCCCCCUGCCUUCUACACGCCCCCCACCUUUUUCUUUGCCGGUUUGCAUGAGUGGAAGGUCUAACUGUGGCUUUUUUUUUCUGGGAUAUU